AUGAUCGGUGCAAAAGCACGUGAGCUAUGUAGUCGAGUCAUGAAGUUGUCCCAGGCUUUGCUUGGUCAGCGUAACGCGCACACAAUAUGGUAUCCGGAUGCUAAAUUCGAAAGGCAGUUCAAGAGCGGAGGAGAUUUGGGAAGAUUGUGGAUGAGCGAACAUCACCAAGAGUUCGAGAAAGCGAUCGGAUUAGAUAAAGUCGAUGAACUUCUUUGCUCUGCUCCGGUGCAAUCAGAUUCUUUUCAGGGCAAAAAGCGUGAGAAACAAUUGGAGAAUAUGAUCUUAAACUUUGGUCCUCAGCAUCCUGCAGCGCAUGGUGUGCUCCGUCUUGUGCUGAAAUUAGAGGGAGAGGUCAUCAUAAAGGCAGUCCCCCACAUAGGACUACUUCAUCGUGCUACUGAAAAGCUUAUUGAACACAAAACAUAUACUCAGGCACUACCAUAUUUCGAUCGUCUUGACUACGUGUCAAUGAUGUGCAAUGAACAGGCUUUUGCUCUUGCGGUAGAGAAACUUUUGGGUGUUGACAUUCCACCACGAGCGAAAUAUAUUCGCACAAUGAUGGCUGAAAUCACGAGAAUCCAAAACCAUGUAAUGGGAAUUACUACUCACGCUCUCGACAUUGGAGCUAUGACACCAUUUUUCUGGAUGUUUGAAGAGCGAGAGAAAAUGUUCGAGUUUGCUGAACGUGUGUCUGGAGCGAGAAUGCAUGCGAACUAUGUAAGACCUGGAGGAGUUGCUUGGGACCUUCCGAUCGGUCUUAUGGAUGAUAUCUACGAUUGGGCUGUAAAGUUCCCUGAAAGAGUUGAUGAGCUAGAAGAUAUGUUAACAGAGAACAGGAUUUGGAAGGCUAGAACCAUUGAUAUAGGUUUGGUAACUGCUUCGGACGCGUUAAAUUGGGGUUUUACCGGUGUGAUGGUGCGUGGCUCAGGAAUAAAACAAGAUGUAAGAAAGACUCAACCAUAUGAGGUCUAUGACCAAUUAGAAUUUGAUGUACCAAUUGGUACAAAAGGAGACUGUUAUGACAGGUACUUGUGCCGUGUUGAGGAAAUGCGCCAGUCAUUGCGCAUUAUUCAUCAAUGUCUGAAUAAAAUGCCCGCAGGAGAGGUAAAAGUCGAUGAUCAUAAGAUCGUACCUCCUAAGCGAGCAGAAAUGAAGGAUUCUAUGGAGUCGUUGAUUCAUCACUUUAAGUUUUUCACCGAAGGUUUUCAAGUUCCUCCCGGAGCUACCUACGUGCCUACAGAAGCACCAAAAGGCGAAUUCGGAGUGUAUCUUGUAGCCGAUGGUACCAGCAAACCUUACAGGUGCUACAUUCGCGCUCCUGGAUUCCCUCAUUUGGCCGCUAUACACGAUAUUUGCUACAUGUCUCUGAUUGCCGAUGUUGUCGCUGUUAUCGGAACGCUGGAUAUCGUGUUUGGUGAAGUGGAUCGAUAG
Molecule: messenger RNA, 1431 nt
Organism: Angiostrongylus costaricensis
Lineage: Eukaryota; Metazoa; Nematoda; Chromadorea; Rhabditida; Metastrongylidae
Source: the annotation of a GenBank genome assembly